Messenger RNA from Punctularia strigosozonata HHB-11173 SS5, 1932 nucleotides. RefSeq lists its product as uncharacterized. Lineage: Eukaryota; Fungi; Basidiomycota; Agaricomycetes; Corticiales; Punctulariaceae. The record is from RefSeq and is a predicted model, not a curated record. The transcript has 3 exons. The coding region runs from base 333 to 1394 and encodes 353 amino acids. Gene Ontology annotation, molecular function: protein binding.
UUUGAUGGAGGUGCGUUCUCCUCAUCCUGGGCCAGAGCUGAACACCGCGCAGUCCCUGUUGGAUCAGAUGCAGCCAAUAAACACGCGUUCCUGCGACCUCGAGCGGUGCAUCUCCUUGCCAACCCGCCCUGCCGGACAGCGAGACGGGCGUCUUCUCAGAUCUGGCGCAUACCGUCUGAGAUCAAUCCUGCCUCUCAUCAUGCGGGUGGGUCGGGUUUGUACAUAUAGUCCAAUCUGCCUAGCAUGGCACUCUGGCUCUGCUCUUGCACCACCUGGUCUCUGUCAGCGAGCCUUCCGUUCUUUCUUUCCAGCACUCCGUCCGAUCUUCACGAAUGGCUGCUUUCGUUGCGCGUCCUCAUUUGCACGGGCGCGGGCUCGCUCGUUUAUUCGAGCGACGCUCGCCUCAAGCAGGCGCUUCGCCUUCUUACAACCCGUCAAUUGUCGUGUCCGCCAGGGAUGCCACCGCAUCCACCUCCGUCGUGAACGCGAAUCUGCCCGUGAAAGUCAAGGCAUUAGCCGGCGUGCUCACCGUUCUCGGCCUCAUCGUCUUGGCCAUCGCCGCGUGGAAAAUUAGAUCUUGGAUGAAGAGGCGUCAAGCCAAGGCGACCGGAACCGUUGAUGAGAAGAGGAAUAGCAGCGGCAAGGCGUCGCUGUUCGACUACUCGGACGUCGAAUCCGGCCUGCACGCACCGCGGCAGGUCGUGCUCGUCCCUCCUCCCCCGCCGUCGCCUAGCACCGGCGCCGCCUGGGUUCCCCAGAUCAAGCCUUGGACGCGCCCGUCAGGAGCUGCUGUUAAAGUCCCUGAACCCGCCGUGCGCCCGAUGUCAAAGACCCGCAUGAUGCUGGAAAAGAAGGACAUGCCCAUGGGCGUCUCACGAGCGGGCGAACCGUCACCGCCGCCGUCGUACGCCAGCUCCGACGACCACACUACCGCCUCCCGCGCGCUGCCUCCUCCCCCUCCCCCUCCUCAAGCUAGACUGCCUUCUCCGCCGCCGCCGACGCCGCCCGCCUCCCUCAAGCUCAAGUUCAUCCCUGAUGACGACUCCAUCCCCGCGCCAGUGGCCAGCCCGCAACGCUCGACGUCGUUCGCGCCCGGCUCGCCCUCUCCUCAAAAGACCAAGUUCAUCACGCGUAUCAGCGCCGGAUCCUCGGCGGACGUUAAACGAUUACCUCGCACGAUGACGGUGAUCCAGGUCUUCGUCCCCUCUCUCGAUGACGAACUCGCUAUCGAGUUGGGGGAGAGCCUCCGUCUCUUGGAGGAAUACGAGGACGGCUGGUGCUUGGUUAGCCGAGGAGGCGCUGCCAAGGGCGUCGUCCCCCGCUUCUGUCUGGCGGAGCGGCAACCCGCACAACCAAAGCAGAGGGCAUUCUCCUUCAAGGGCCGGCAAAAGUGAUGCUCGGUGCUCUUCACGUCCACCUGUCAUGACCAUCACGCCUUUCGCCGACCCCUGCCACGUCUAGCACCGGAUUCCUGUCCCUCAUGACAGGCCCAACAGGUUUCUUAACCUAUCCAUUCGUUCCACACCAUAGUAUAUUUAUUCGCUAUCAUAUGUGUCCUGGGCCCAUUUAGUCCCAUGUUAUUGGCAUCGUUAUUUAUCCCGCCUAGCCCUUUGGCUCCGACGGAAGGUCGCCCUCAGCUCGCUCUCAAAUCGCCCUCGUCCCCGCACCGACAUCACGCUCACGAGAACGACGCUGGCUCGACCGGUCCUCCCUCGCACUGCAGCGCGCGACGCGGCUAGUCCCGCGUCCUUCAAGACGCGCGCUGCCCUUCAGAUUCGCAUUCGCUGCUGCUAGCCAGCUUCAGACGGCAUUAUAACUGUAUCGCCAUGGACACUAGGGGGACACUCGUGUUGUAGCUAGCCCCGCACCCGCCUCUCCGGCAACCCUCUGCUCUGUACGCAUGUAUCGGCUCAAUCGCAACUGUGCUCAUUA